Molecule: messenger RNA, 1848 nt
Organism: Vicia faba (fava bean)
Lineage: Eukaryota; Viridiplantae; Streptophyta; Magnoliopsida; Fabales; Fabaceae
Source: the annotation of a GenBank genome assembly
AUGAUAUCUUUAUCACCUCUUUCCUUAAUUUCCACUAUCAAUGUCUCUUCCAACUCAAAGAUUUCAUAUUCCUCCUUGUAUCCAUUUUCACAAAAACACAACCAAUCUUCUAAACACGGUAAACCAAAACGCCAACUGAUCACAUGCAGUGGUAAUAAUAGUAACCAGAACAACCCUAAAGAAGAACAAGAACUACUAAAUAAUAUUGGAGGACAUAGGAGAAAUGUCCUAAUUGGCCUUGGAGGGAUAUAUAGUACUUUGGCCAUAAACCCUUCUUCCCUAGCUUCUCCAAUAUCUCCACCAGACUUAUCCAAAUGUGCUCCACCUGAUCUACCCCUAGGUGCAACCCCUCCCAAUCUUAAUUGUUGUCCACCAUAUUCCCAAAAAAUCACUGAUUUCCGAUUCCCUUCAAGGGGACCCUUAAGAGUAAGACAAGCAGCACAUUUAGUCAAUGAUGAGUAUCUAGCAAAAUACAAAAAAGCCAUUCAACUCAUGAAAGCCUUACCUUCCAGUGAUCCACGUAACUUCACACAACAAGCAAAUAUCCAUUGUGCUUAUUGUGAUGGUGCAUAUUCCCAAGUUGGUUUCCCUGACCUUGAUCUUCAAGUUCAUGGCUCUUGGCUCUUUUUUCCUUUUCAUAGAUGGUAUGUCUAUUUCUAUGAAAGGAUCUUAGGUAGCUUGAUCAAGGAUCCAACCUUUGCGUUACCAUUUUGGAACUAUGAUGCUCCAUGUGGCAUGGAGUUUCCCCCAAUUUACACCGACACUGCAUCGCCUCUUUAUGACAAACUCCGAAAUGCGAGUCAUCAACCUCCAACGGUCAUAGACUUAAACUACGGUUGUGUUGGUGACAAUGGUACUGAUGUUGAUGCACGUGAACUAAUCUACAAUAACCUUACUAUAAUGUAUAGACAAGUUUUUUCCUGUGGAAAAACCUCAAAACUUUUCCUUGGAAACCCUUAUCGUGCUGGAGAUGUAGAACCCGGGGGAGCUGGAUCAAUAGAGAAUGUUCCACAUGGAACAGUUCAUACUUGGACCGGUGACAAUACUCAACCUAACGAUGAAGACAUGGGAACUUUCUAUUCAGCUGCAAGAGAUCCUAUUUUUUACUCUCACCAUUCAAACAUUGAUAGGUUAUGGUCUAUUUGGAAAAAAAUUGGUGGGAAAAGAAAGGAUUUCAAAGACAAAGAUUGGUUAGAAUCAGGGUUUCUUUUCUAUGAUGAGAAUAAGAAUCUUGUUAGGGUUAAUGUGAAGGAUUGUCUUGACACAAAAAAACUAGGUUAUGUUUAUCAAGAUGUUCCCAUUCCAUGGCUAAAAGCUAAACCUGCGCCAGGAAGAAAAAAAGUACAAAAAAAGGUGGAGGUUACACUUGAGAUUAAUGAUGAAAACUUAGGCGAAUCAUCGACUAACUUUCAAGUUAGACAACAGAGUUCAAGAGAAUAUGUUAAGUUUCCAUUGGUUUUGGAUGAUGUUAUGAGUGCUAUUGUGAAGAGGCCACAGAAAUCAAGAAGUAAGGAGGAGAAGGAAAAAGAGGAAGAGAUUUUAUUGAUUGAUGGGAUUGAGUUUGAAAACAAUAUAGCCAUUAAGUUUGAUGUUUUAAUUAAUGAUGAAGAUAAGGUGAUUGGGCCAGGGAAUACUGAGUUUGCUGGAAGCUUUGUGAAUGUCCCUCAUUCUCAUAAGCACAAAAACAAAGACAAUAACAACAUUAAAACUUGUUUAAAACUUGGAUUAACUGAUUUGCUGGAAGAUUUGGAUGUUGAAGAUGAUGAUACUAUUGUGGUUACAUUGGUUCCAGAUUGUGGGAAAGGACUCAUCAAAAUCAAAAGCAUCGAGAUAGUGUUUGAAGAUUGA